This is a messenger RNA of Daphnia magna, 1734 nucleotides long. It is a transcript of the gene Uba3, whose product is annotated as NEDD8-activating enzyme E1 catalytic subunit. Bases 158 to 1474 code for a protein of 438 amino acids. Gene Ontology annotation, biological process: protein neddylation. Lineage: Eukaryota; Metazoa; Arthropoda; Branchiopoda; Diplostraca; Daphniidae. The record is from RefSeq and is a predicted model, not a curated record. Gene Ontology annotation, cellular component: nucleus; cytoplasm. Gene Ontology annotation, molecular function: NEDD8 activating enzyme activity. The transcript is spliced from 10 exons.
AUCUGAAAACUGAACCGUCGUCUGCUGAAUCAUAACAUUCAAGGAUAUUUCGGCAAACUGGUUUCCAGUCGGUAGAAGUAAUUUUUGCUAAUAUUAAUUGUUAUGUAGAGAACUAGACUUCAACCUUUACCCAUCUUAUAAUAAGGAAAAGAUUGAGAUGAGCACCACUAACUGGAAUGGCAGGUGGUUCCACUUGAGGAAAGUUUUGGAACGAGGGGGGCCUUUGGCUCACCCUGAUUUCCAGGCCUCGAAUGAGACUCUCGAUUUCUUGCUGGACAACUGCAAGGUUCUCGUUUUAGGAGCUGGUGGCUUGGGUUGUGAGCUGCUCAAGAAUUUAGCUUUAAUGGGCUUCCGCCAGCUCCACGUAAUCGAUAUGGAUACCAUUGACGUUUCUAAUUUGAAUCGCCAGUUCCUUUUCCGUCACUCGGAUGUUGGCAAACCAAAAGCCAAAGUUGCUGCCAAUUUUAUCAACGAACGCAUUCCACUGGCCAACGUCACUCCUUACUAUGCCAAAAUUCAGGACUACGAUCAGGACUUUUACUCUGGAUUUCACGUUGUCGUCUGCGGGCUAGACUCGAUUAUCGCCCGGCGUUGGAUCAACGGGAUGCUUAUCAGCCUACUCACGUACGAAGACGGAGAGCUUGACCCCUCUAGCGUUAUCCCAUUGGUGGACGGCGGAACUGAAGGAUUCAAAGGCAACGUUCGAGUGAUAUUGCCAGGAAUGAACGCUUGCAUCGAGUGCACUUUGGAUCUGUUCCCACCUCAAAUCAACUUCCCGCUUUGCACCAUAGCUCAUACACCUCGCUUGCCGGAACACUGCAUCGAAUACGCUCGACUUCUUCAGUGGCCUAAAGAGAAUCCGUUCGGCGAGGAAAUUCCGAUCGAUGGCGACGAUCCAAAUCAUAUUUCCUGGAUUUACGAGAAAGCCCUGCAAAGAGCCAACGAAUACGGAAUUCUUGGAGUCACGUAUCGUUUGGCCCAAGGGGUUGUUAAGCACAUCAUUCCGGCCGUGGCGUCAACCAAUGCCGUCGUAGCGGCUGCCUGCGCCUUGGAAGUCUUCAAGCUGGCCUCCUCUUGUGCCCCCAAAUUGGACAACUACAUGGUUUUCAACGAUACCGACGGGAUUUACACCUACACGUACGCAGCGGAAAGGAACGAGAGCUGUGUGUCCUGCUCUCAGAUCCCCAAAGAUUUGGUCUUCCACGAGAACGUACGCCUCAGCGAGGUGAUGGAACACCUAUCGACGACCUACCAGAUGAAGAGCCCUGGCAUUACAACCACCGACCAGCAAGGGCGCAACCGCACGCUUUACUUGCCUAAUGUUAGCAGCAUCGAGGAACGCACGAGACCUAAUCUCAAGAAAACACUCAAAGAACUGGAGCUGAAAGAUGGUGCGCAGUUGAUCGUGGCUGACGUGACCUCGCCAAAUUCGAUCGAAUUCCACUUGAAGUUGCACGCCUCGAUGGAUACGUAGAGCUGCCGCCUAACCUUCUCCGCUUCGGGGCUAUCUCGACGCGUUUAACGAGGAAAACAACAAAGCAACAGCAGCAACAAGAACAGCGAAAAAAAGGGCUGCUAUCGCUGCCGGAAUAGAAACGUCUGUUCUGUAUUACUCGUGCCGCUGCUACCACUACAUUCGUUGGCGAGGAAAGAGGGGAGAGGGUGUGUAUCUGUACUGGUGAUCUACUGUUGCUUACGUGUAACUAACUAUAUAUACAAUGCGACUCUAUUCAA